Molecule: messenger RNA, 234 nt
Organism: Trichomonas vaginalis G3
Lineage: Eukaryota; Parabasalia; Trichomonadida; Trichomonadidae
Exons: 1
Coding region: 1-234 (77 amino acids)
Source: RefSeq, a predicted model, not a curated record
AUGAUGUUGAAAAGAAAUAAAGCAAAUGUUGUAAAUAAUACUGAAGUAGCUGAAGUUAAACAAACUCCAACACCUUCGCCAAAACCAACGCCUUCACAAGCAAAACCUUCAAUGACUCCUGAACCUAUGGAAGUACAAACUCCUGUUCAAAAGUCAACUCCUAAACCGACUCCAACAUUUAAACCAGAACCUACUCCUCAAAUAAAUCGUAAAACUCCUGCGUUUCCUUACUGA